Guillardia theta CCMP2712 is the source of this 858-nucleotide messenger RNA. RefSeq lists its product as hypothetical. The coding region runs from base 1 to 858 and encodes 285 amino acids. The transcript has 4 exons. The record is from RefSeq and is a predicted model, not a curated record. NCBI's taxonomy places the organism in Eukaryota, Cryptophyceae, Pyrenomonadales, Geminigeraceae.
AUGGAGGGCGUCGAGGUUGACCUCCCCCCACUUGGUCAGGUCGGCAGAGCUACCAAUGUAACGGUGGACCAACGUCACGUCCGCCAUCAAGCCCUCGUACUGCUCGGACCCUCGAUCGCGGAUUCCAGGAAUGUGGAUAUCGCUCAGAGGCAUCGAGCGCUGAGCAAUGAUGUCCGCGAGAUACCAGAUGAAGCGGACGGAGGGAGGCUGGACACGGGAACACGUAAAUCCAUUAUCAUGCGCGUCUUCCCUCGCCAUGUGCAUGCUCGCGCUGCGAGCAUGCAAAAUCCAUCGCUCCCGAACGAAGCUGGUCUUCAGAGCGUCAUCGAGCACUUCUCGAGCCAGAGGACAGCUCCUCCUGAGGUCCUGACUCGCAAACGCGCCGCCACCUAUCAGCGCCUCACCAUGCAGCUGACGCUGGAAGCGCUCUUGUCUGCUCCUCCUGAGGUCCUGGCUCGCAAACGCGCCGCCACCUAUCAGCGCCUCACCAUGCAGCUGACGCUGGAAGCGCUCUUGUCUGGUGCGAGGCGCAUGACGCCCUUGCGGGCGCAAGCACUUCUCGAGCCAGAGGACAGCUCCUCCUCGGACUUUGUCGAGUCGCCCGAGGAGUCUUCGCCGGAGGUCUCCGACUCCGAUGGGGGAAACCCUUCGAGUGGCCCCGACGAUGGGCGCGGAGCUGGCGACUCGGAGGCGUCUCCGUCCCUCACUGUGACGUCGGGUGCCUCCGGAGAGCUCGACACCACUGGGGUGCUUGCUGCUGGUCCGAGCUCGCCUGCUUCCUCCCCGAGCAUCGGUCGGGUCACGCCGGUCCUUGGGCAUUGCCGCGGCGUCGCCGCCGUCACGGGCGGCUACCACUGA